AUGAGUAAAAAUAGUUCUACUUAUUGCAUACCUUUUAAUCAUAGCAACAUCUAUACAAAUAAAACUUAUUAUAACAAAAACACUCUUUAUCCAGGAAUUUACGAGCCUUCACGUGGCAUCAUUAAAUGCUUUCUUGCCAUAGGCACAAUUUCUGGCAAGCACGUUACAUAUAUACAUAAAUGA
Molecule: messenger RNA, 183 nt
Organism: Vairimorpha ceranae
Lineage: Eukaryota; Fungi; Microsporidia; Nosematidae
Exons: 1
Coding region: 1-183 (60 amino acids)
Source: RefSeq, a predicted model, not a curated record